This is a messenger RNA of Stereum hirsutum FP-91666 SS1, 927 nucleotides long. RefSeq names its product aquaporin-like protein. Gene Ontology annotation, molecular function: channel activity. Gene Ontology annotation, biological process: transmembrane transport. Gene Ontology annotation, cellular component: membrane. Bases 1 to 927 code for a protein of 308 amino acids. The record is from RefSeq and is a predicted model, not a curated record. The transcript is spliced from 8 exons. NCBI's taxonomy places the organism in Eukaryota, Fungi, Basidiomycota, Agaricomycetes, Russulales, Stereaceae.
AUGACUGCUUCUGCGUCUCCUGUGGCCAAGAAUGCGUCUGAACACGCUUUGUCGUUACCUGUCGCCUACGAGAGCUCCAGCGGACCUGGGCAGACAAUAGUGCCUGCUGAGUCUCUAGAUUUCCCGGGAUCCUUCGCUGCAAAUACCUCGCUUGUGCAUCCUAAACCGCCAGCACGCUGGCGAACCUGGCUACUUCAGGAUUGGAGUAAUCCUUCUAUAUGGCGUGCUGCUCUGCUGGAGGGUAUUGCCAUGGCAAGCCUUACCUUUGCCUCUGGCGCAUUCUCUGCUACCAUUGGCUCGUAUGGGUCCAAUCAAUUAGAGGCCUACAUCUUCGUUUUCAAUAGCUUGCUCCUGUCUCUCUUCAUCUAUGCCAUUUCGGCGGCCUCAGGCGGUCACGUCAACUCUCUCAUCACAUUUACAACAUUUAUGAUGGGUCUCAGCUCUCCAGCUCGAACAACAAUUUAUAUCAUCGCCCAGUUCACUGGAGCCGCUCUCGGUGGGGGGCUCUUGCGAGCUGGAUUUGGAGUGUCCAGGUCAGAGGCGCUUCAUGCUAUUGGAUGCUUCUUUGAUGCGGAGACGAUUAGCUCGCGGGAAGUGUUUGCGUUUGAGAGUGCGGGGGGGUUUGUUCUUCUGUUUUUGGCUGUUGGUGUUGGACUCGACCCGCGGAGCAAACGACUAUAUGGUCCCGCUUUGGGGCCUCUUCUAGUAGGCCUUUCCCUCGGUCUCGUCACAUCAGCCACUUCGGGUCUUCGAGAAGGCUACCCUGGCGCUCAGAUCAACCCGUCGAGAUGUUUUGGAUUGUCAGUUGCAGCCGGGGAUUUUAGCUAUUUCUGGAUAUGGAUCUUCGCGCCUGGUGUCGCGGCUUGUGUGCUAGCGCUGGUGUACAAGGCUGCACCGCCAUAUCAGAAUGAGGCUAGCUCUAAAUGA